GUUUACCUUCGCUGUCUUCGCGAGCCGCGGUUAACUGAAGGAGCGACGCGGUUUUCUUACGUUUAUCUGGCUUCGCUUGCAGUUGCAAAGGGCGUUACUGCUUUAUGCUGAGAUAAUGCAUUAUCUUCGCGUGUUUUGUCAACCAAAUUUGUUUUAGUUUCGUUUACGUGACGUGAACAUCAGCAAUUUUGAAAUGAAGAUUAUUUGAGUUUAAACAGUGGUCUUGUUAGCAAAACCGCCUCUUGAUGCAUAACGCUAGGUUACUACACUUGUGUACAGUAGAGUACGUAAAGGAUGGAUUGGUUAGCUCUAUCCAGACUUUCGACUCGCCCUCAAAAAACAGUUACAUCGGGAGCUAUUACCAGCCUCCAAACAGGAUAUUACCAAUGGCAAGACAGCUUGAGUUCCCUGUAUACUCAUCCAGCAGCAUGGACCCACAGCUGAACAGCCCUCGGGGGUCCCAGACCAAACUUAAUAUUGACAGCACAGCUGUUGUUGACGCUCUGAAGACCCUGCAGGAGAAAAUCAGGCGGUUGGAGCUGGAAAGAAAGCAAGCCGAGAAGAGCUAUAGUCAAUUCUCCCAUGAUACUCAGAGGCAUAAGGAGGUUACAGAGUCUUACACUGUGCCCAGUCGACCAGCAGCUGGCCUGCCUAUCACAGAUGACUCUGGCAAGAAAGAGCUGGACUCAAAGCGGCAAUCUGCAGAGGCUCGGUGUAAGGUCCUUGAGAAGCAGCUAGUCUACAUGAAAAAGAUGGUUGAAAACGCUAAGAAGGAGAGCAAUGUCCUCGUGGAGAAUCAGGCUUCACUGCAAAUCCAGCAGCCAUGCAGCUCAAACACCCAAUGUCAGCGGGAUAAGCUGGAGAAACUCGAAUCAGAUUGUCUCAAAUUGAGUCAGACACAAACUCUGGCAGAGACGAAGCUUGCCAUUCUGGAGCAAAAACUGCUGAAAGAAGAGCAUGAGCGUAAACUUGUGCAGGAAAAAGCCAACAAGCUUCAGAAGGAGUUGGACAUCAACCUUCGAUUGUCUGUGCCAACUGCUGAAGAAAUGCAGCCAAAGAAAAAAACAAAAAAGACCAGCAAGAAAUCCUCCAGACAGAAUGAGCUGACAUCACCAAGGGGCCCAAGGCACAAAACAAUGCCAUUUGUUGCUGGAACGUCGACAAGCCCGAGCCAUUCAGUGCACGCCAACGUACAAAGUAUACUUCACAUGAUGAAGCACCAUCAGCCCCAACUGUGUGAACGAGUGAGCACACUGCACAGGUCUGCUAGUGGAGCUAAGAAAAGCCUCCAAAGGGACUUUGCUUCAUCUUCCACCACCUUUUACCAGCCUGAUGGGGAUCCCGUACAAGCAGAUCAGCCACUGGGCUCACUUUCUGACCUGCUCUUGGCUCUCCAGGACGAGCUAGGACAAAUGAGCUUUGAGCAUCAAGAAUUGCUGCAACAGAUAGAUGUAACCCAACAUUGCAACAGGCAGGAUCUGCAGAAAGAACUGGAGAGGUCGGUUGCCAGGAUCGAGGAGAAAGGAGCUCAGAUCACAAAGCUCCGCAAACACCAGCAGACGGUCCAUAAAUUGACUCAGAGCCAGCCGUGUGCUGAGCAACACACAGCUAAGAAGUUGAGUGGGAUUAAACCACCUGUUCCCUCUCCUGUUAAGGCUAAGAGUAAGGGAAAAAAAGGUGGGACCACUCACAAUAACCUGCAGCUUCUUAGAGAGACCCAGAAGUUCAGAAACGGCCUAAAACAAGAUGACCUCUUCUGGGAAACAUGAGGUCCGGGCUUUGAUACUACAGCUGGUUGAACAACAAGACUCCCUUUGGUUCCCUUCAGCCUGUUUGUCCCACUCUUCAAAUGGCCUCUGGGACGUAGAGGUAAUACACAAAGGGGUUGAUAAUGUAUUAUAUUAUAAUGUAUUCAUGUACUCAUAAAACCUAUUAAGCAAUGGUU
Molecule: messenger RNA, 1945 nt
Organism: Cyclopterus lumpus (lumpfish)
Lineage: Eukaryota; Metazoa; Chordata; Actinopteri; Perciformes; Cyclopteridae
Gene: cep57l1
Product: centrosomal protein 57, like 1
Exons: 11
Coding region: 246-1769 (507 amino acids)
Cellular component (GO): centrosome
Molecular function (GO): microtubule binding; identical protein binding; gamma-tubulin binding
Source: RefSeq, a predicted model, not a curated record